This is a messenger RNA of Aedes albopictus (Asian tiger mosquito), 1622 nucleotides long. RefSeq names its product general odorant-binding protein 56d. The record is from RefSeq and is a predicted model, not a curated record. The transcript is spliced from 2 exons. Gene Ontology annotation, molecular function: odorant binding. Gene Ontology annotation, biological process: sensory perception of smell. Lineage: Eukaryota; Metazoa; Arthropoda; Insecta; Diptera; Culicidae. Bases 131 to 529 code for a protein of 132 amino acids.
AAUUUGCAUCAAAUUUCCCGUACCACCCACAACUGAUGAUUAUAAAUAUAGCCAACCGGAAAGUUGAAUCUGCCAGUCAAUAUACAGUUCUCCUCAAAUCGUCUUCAAUAAGAAGUUAUCUUACAGAACAAUGUUGAAAUUUGCGGUUGCUAUUCUCAGCGUAACAAUUGCUGUUAUGCAAAUCAAGGCUUUUACACUGCAACAGCGCCACCAGGGAGAUAUCUACGCCAUCGAGUGCGUCGCUGAAACUGGAGUCAAUCCAGCAUCGGUGGCCCAGUUGCGAGUGGGAGACUUUUCGGCAAACGACAAACGAUCAAAGUGCUUCAUUCGGUGUUUCUUCGAAAAGGAAGGAUUUAUGGACAGCAAGGGAAAUCUGCACAUGGAGAAAAUCGCCGAUACCCUGUCCGGUGAUUUCGAUCGGGAGAAGGUUGAAAUGGUGCUUUCGAAUUGUUCCACGAAGGAGAAAAAUGCAUGUGACACAGCUUUCCAUAUGUACGAGUGUUUCUACAAUCAUCGCGAAAAUCUAUGAGUAGUGUGGUGUGAAUAUUCAAAUCUAUAGCUCCUCAUUUGUGGCGUGAAUUCGUGAAAGUGCUCACAUCGAAAUACAACUCAAUUACCGUCAUAACAAAGCAUGCAAUCAAGCGGGAAUCGUUCUUUUGAUAGCCCUAAUUAAUGAGAAUUCUCAUGGUCUGCGCAGUAUCCAUUUAAAGCUGCCCUAGGGCUGUAUAGGUCAACCCAUGUUUAUGUUGUUGGCAGGAUUUAUUGGUUCUUUUGACGCGUGUUUACUCCUGAUACGAGCCGGCCAUAUUUAAAUUUUACCCAUAUGUAGGUUCUUCCAGCGACAGCAGUGUGUGGUUAACAACGUCACGCAAUGCCAGUGGCAUGCAGGUAAACUAUCAUUUAAGGAUUUAUCAUACUGGUCAUAAACAAUGUGUAGCAAUGCCGUUUUAGUGUCAUACCGGGCUCAACCUGAAAAGUAGUCAUGCGAUAACGUACAAUUUCGAUCGCACCAGUUUGAGAGAACCUUAGACCUGUAACGAAACUGAAGAAAAACAAGCCUGCCUUGUGAGGAGGCGAUAUUUAUAAAUUCACUUAUGGCAUAGCUAUUGUUACCACCAUACCAGUAAUGCUACGAGCGGUUUUUAGCUUUCUUGCAGUUCGAGUUAAUCACGUUGGAGUUGUGAACAUGCAAAAAGGUGUGACGUCUAACGAAUGAACGUCCGUUAGAAUUUAUGCCGAUGUAUUUUUAGCUUUGUUGAGCAGUAAUUUGCAAUAUGUGUUGCGCCGGGUAAAAUAUGCUUUUUCCGAACUAACUAAUUAGUUUGCUGAAUUCUAAGAGGUCUAGAAAUAUCGAAACAAGGUUGUAAUAGACAUUUAGGGAAAUGGAACCAUCUCGACAAGGCUUAUAUUUUGGGCACUUUUCUGCUGUAACUCAUUCAAUGUUGAAACAAUUGACACAAUUUUUGAAACUUGGUGAGAUACAUAUGAACAGAUAUGUGUGUCUAGUCGUGUACAACAUUUCAAGCCAAUUGUUUUGGAGUUGACUGAGUUAUAGCGAAAAAGUGCUCAAAACACCAGCAACUGUUAUAACACUGUUCAACAAAAAAACUUUUGCCGUGAUC